This is a messenger RNA of Pseudopipra pipra, 10302 nucleotides long. It is a transcript of the gene CD200, whose product is annotated as CD200 molecule. Gene Ontology annotation, biological process: negative regulation of macrophage activation; heterotypic cell-cell adhesion; negative regulation of neuroinflammatory response. The coding region runs from base 9160 to 10110 and encodes 316 amino acids. The record is from RefSeq and is a predicted model, not a curated record. NCBI's taxonomy places the organism in Eukaryota, Metazoa, Chordata, Aves, Passeriformes, Pipridae. Gene Ontology annotation, cellular component: cell surface; neuronal cell body; axon. The transcript has 8 exons. Gene Ontology annotation, molecular function: cell-cell adhesion mediator activity.
UGCUGAGGAGAGAGGAAGAAAACACAUGUGAUUGUCAUGCUUUGGUGCAGCAAGAUGAGACAAGGAUUUUCGGCAGCACAGGACUUAGCUACAGACGGAGCACAGGCUGUGCAAAAGCAUGAGCUCAUGUGGCAUUAGUUGGGGAAAGAGUUGAAUCUCUGAGGGCUAGAUAAAUCUGAUGAUUUAUCUUCUCUCUAGUUCAACACACACUUGUGUCAUGCAGUAGUGCUCAACGACCUCAAGAAAACCUAGAUUCGCAGCCUUAUUGGGUUUUUCUUUUUGUUGUUUUGUUUUUGGGGGUUUAAUUAACUGAAAUCAGUUGUACAUGUCUGCUUAGAAAUGGAUGAUCUUGCUUGCUCAUUCUCUGACUCUGCUUUAGCUUUAAGGCCAAUGGAGCCUGAAUUGUGCCUGGGAUCACUGGCUGGGCGCUGGGGCUCAGAGGCACUACAUGAUGUGCCACAUGCCUGACUGUGCACUGGGUGUCUGUGUGCAUGGGUCUGGCAGGAUUGAGCCUUUCUGGAAAUUUGUCUCUCUGUCCCAUAAGUGUAUAAAUGGCAGAGGGCUGUCAUUUGCAUCAUGCUCUCAGCCUUGUUUUUAUCACUCUAGUUCAUUCUUGUUAUGAGGUUGAUUGAAAUAUGGAUUGCUCCUGUAAAAUUUUAGAGCUGCGUUUUCACUUUUGCCUAAGAUAAUGGGAUUUUUAAGCAUACUUGUUUUGCAACCUGACAGAAGGAGAGACAUCUGUCUCUCAGUAUUGUGUUAAAGCUGCUAUCUCAGAGAAUUUGAGGUGUUUUCAAACAUUAUUGUGCUGCCUUAAGACUGCCAUGAAAUUGCUGAUGUAAAUGACUAACAAGAAGCUGUUUUUUGCUAAGCAAAUACUGCAGCUCGUGAAAAUGGUAAAAGUAUUAUGUCUUUGCUACAUGAAUGGCUUUACCCACAGGGGAAAAAUGUAGCAGUCUGAAUCGAAACCAAGACCAUGAACACAUGCGAUCCUGGCUAUCAUGUGAGUCUUCCCUAUUUGCAUAUUCAAUAUGCAGAAACUGUUUUAUUAGGAGAAUAUGUCAUACUGACGUGUGUUUAGAGAAAGUUCUAAACUGUGCUUGUGUAUGGGGAAUGCGGGCUGGUGUGUGACCAAAUGUAGGCUGUGCUGUGCUGGCAGCCCACUUCCUUCAGCAGCCCUCCACCUCAUUUGCAGGGGAUGAAGCAGAGGCAUAGCAGAGGCUCCCCUGCUCUGGUUCAAGUGCUUGCAAUCCUGUUUGGGAUGUAGGAAGGCCAGGUUCACCACUGCAGGAGGCAGCUGCAAAGCAGUGGCUGAGGCACGCAUGGUUUUGUAGCUGGAGAGGACAGCUGCCCCCUCAUGCUGCCUUCUCCAGAAACAAAAUAGACCAGAGGCCCCAAAUAAUCCAGUACAGUGGGGUAUCAAGAGCACAGAUAUCCCCCACUGGAUGCAAGGAGGUUUCCCUCAGCUGGGGUACAAAAUGCCUGGUCAUGGCUGCUGCCCACCACAUCUGCAGCGAUGCUGGAUGCUGGCAGAGAGCUCCCCCUUGCCCCCACCCAUGUGAUGCCACAUCACCCCCGAGGUGCUCAAGGAGCCUCUUUACUUACUUUGCUUGUGGGAAUAUCUUUUUCUCCUGAUCGGGAUGGGUAUUUUCCACCUAGGGCAUGAAAAUAAAGGUGAGCAGGUAGGUCUGGCACUUUGUAGUCCUCAUCCCCACUGACAAUCCAUGGGCACCUGUGUUCCCAUAGGGAGACCCCUUCUCCGGCUUUUUGGAUAAGGCACUUUAUUCAGCUUCUCUGCUGCUGUUCUCCCCUGGAGGCAGUCCCUGGCAAGGCAUCCAGUUCUGCCCUGGAAGCUGCAGGAGCAGGGGCUGUCGCAGGGGGGUAGAGGCACAAAUCACCAGUCCGAGGAUGGAGGGAUGGCAGGGACAAGCUGGUGGCUGUUGGCAGGUGUUACAGCACGUAGCUAUUCGUGGGAAGUACAGCCUGUGUCCCGCUGUGGGGAGCCUGGCAGUACCUCUGCAAAGUUUGUGGAUUUGAGGAGCAAUCAGCCUUUCUGGGCUUGUCUGUAUUAAACACCUCUAGAUGAGUGAGUGAGCAGUAAAUAUUGGAGAGAGAUAGCAGAGAACCAGUCUCAUGCUCCCACAAAUGAUCUACAUCAAUCUGACCUUUAGUGUGUCUUGGUGAAAAGCAAAAGGAAGAAAAACACAGCAGUUGUGCCACACAAAUUGCAAACACACGGGUGAGUGCAAGGCUAGCAGACACGACAGCUUCUGGGACAUCUGUCUCCAGCAGCUGAAAUAAUCCUUGCUGUUUCAAGCAGAAGACUAUACUUCCAGGUUUAGGUACUGAAAUUAUUUGGCAAAUUUGGAGCCUUUACAUUAUGUUCAGAUUGCUGUUACCGUGUUUCUUGGUAAUAAGAACUAGGCUUGCUGGGUUGUAUGUUAUCACUUAUGGUUUAAAAUGUUGUGUUUGUACGAUGCCUGUAAUGUACAAGCAUUUUGCAAUGUAGUGUUAAUAUUUAUAUCUUAGUUUUAUAUAUAUAAUAAAAAUGCACUAAGGGGUGUGAAGCUGCCAAGUCAUAUGAACUUGAGAAAUAUACCCAACUUGCUGAAGGAGGUACAUUAUGAGUGGGUCUCUAAUUGCUUAUUUGCAUAUUCUCUUUCUUUCCCAGUACUGAGGUAAAUAGGUGAUGCCAUGAUCUUUUGUUGUUGAUACUUUCCCUGAUAAAUAUGUGCUCUUUGGUCUCAUUUCUUCUAUAUACUAUCUACGUUUGGCAACUCGCCUGAAAUAAUUUCUUUCUAUAUAUGCCUCUGGUGCUUUUAUAAGACCAGCAGAAAGUUUUGAAAAUAUUAGUAAACUUCCUAACUUUCUGUUUAGUGGGAGGAUUUAGAUUGCUUUCAUUACAGCUGUGUAUAAAAAUAAAGUUAUAAUCCUACCUCCUUCCAGGUUGCCUACUUGAUUUUCUCUGAAUUAUGUGUAGUGGUUUUCCUACACUGAGCACAAACUCCUCUACCCUAGUUGGAGAUGCAAGGAGGACUGUUUCAUGUAAUUCAGUCCUAGAAUUCCUAUGAGAUACAUUUAAAAUAAUAUAUGUAUGUAUAUUUAUAAUACACGUAAUUCACAUUAGGAGUCUAUUGUAACUGUCAAGCAUCGUGAGUUUAAGUAUUUUUGUUUUCUAAUCUUUAUUUAUUCCACUUUUUCUUGUUUAUAUUGAGUUGGCUUCUGAUUUUUUAGUCUCUGGCUCAGGGGGAAAGGCUGUUGGGCUUGGGUAGCUCUUCCCCAGGACUGUCAAAAGAUAAAUAGCAUAUGUUGAUCUAGCAAAUUAGACCUGUAAAUUGCUGCACAGCUCUCAGAUAAAUUCUAAUUUAGUCAAUCAUAUGUAAUCCUGUGGGAAAAUAUGUCGUGUGGUCUGAGAAUUGAAAGCAUUUCUCAGCAUCUGCAUUCAUGCCACAGAUAUGGUGACUCUCUGAGGCAGGUCCCCAGCAGUUAGAGGAAGGGAGCCCAACUUGCCUGUGGUUGGAGGGAUUCUAGGGGUUGGCUCUUGAUGGGUUUUUUUGGAGGCAGUUAAAGGCAUAGCCUUAUCAGUGAAACUGCUGGGAAAUAGUUCUGACCAGCAGUCUCAAAAGAGGAGAAAUGUGACUCAACUAUUAAAAUGAAAACAAAGGCAGAAUUCCUUUUCUUUCUUUCUAUAGUUUCACUUUGCUCUUUGCAGAGCAGCUGCAUGAGCUGUCAUGCUCGGGAAGUGGUCAACCCAAAUAUAGAAGUGCUGCUUAAAAGUGAACUCUUCAAACAGAAGGGAUGAAAUGGCAGACUUGGGGAUGUAUAGGAAGAAGGAAAGAAAGUCAAAAAACUAAUUGGAGGAAGCAGCAGAGGCUAUGGGUAAAUGGUGGGGUCUGAACUCUGCAAUGUUUUCUCCCAGCAGCUGCAGCAUUAAGCACCUGCUAUUAAGAGCUUGUGUUAGGUCUGCUUUGUACACCUGAAAUUAAGAUUGCUUUCAAUCUGACUUUACUUCGAUCCAACUGCCAAAGGGCCAACAAACAAGGCAGUGGGUGCACUUUCUGUCCUUGAAGGAGGAUUUCUUGGGCAGAGGUGGUGGGACACUGCUGCUAAGGUCACACAGAGACCCACUGAGCCACCUUCAUAAGCCACCAGCCCCCCCUUCUUCCAGAAAUACGAUGCUCCUCUGAACUGCUGUGGGACUUGACAGCACCAGCUUUAAGGAGCAAGGGCUUCAGUGGGGAGCUGCUGCAGCUCUUGUCUCCAUCUAACUUGGUGUCCCCCAACAAGAGGUUACUGGUCCAGAAAUAGCUGGACCUUCCUCCAGAAAUAUCCAGUUCCCACUUGACUCCUUAAACCCACCACCUCUGACACAAAACUGCCAAACCUAAAAAAAUCCCCACAUCCAACCAAGCGAAAAAGUGUCAUUCUUGCUCUGUGUCUGGCUGCUUGGCAAAGAAGGCCCAAUGCCACAUCACUUCAGUACAUUUUAAUUCCUGUCACCCCUGUAAUUGGCUCUGACCCCUCCUUCUUGGGACCCCACUGGUUGUGGCUGCUCAGCACCAACAUACAGACUAACUCACCUGAAGCUGAUGAACUUUUCCUGCCAGUCUCACAGGAGUGAUAAUUUGGGAUUAUUUCCUCCACCCGACUGUCAAUUUUCCCAAGCCUUGUAGAUACUGCACCACCUGCAGGUGCCCCUUUCCUUUAAUUUUUUUUCCAGGUCUGGUUAAGGUUACUCAGGAGAGAUACUGACAGCUGGAUGAUGUACCUGCAUGAGCCUCAUUCCUUAGGAAUUUGGUGUGGAUGGGCUGACUUCCACAAGUUACAUGCAAAUUUUAUGUUGCAACCUGAGCUAUCUCUUUAGGCUGACUCUGAGCUUGCCCGGUGCUGUGGAGCAGAGGAGCCUUUCCCAGUUAACCCUCAGUCUCUGCAUCUCAUGCUGCCUAGUGAGCAGCAGCAGCUAGGACUGAAGCUCUGCAGCACCAGAGCUUUGCAAGGAUGCUGAGUCACUGCAUAGGAAUGGCUAUUUCACUGAAAAAAAAGCCACAAACAGACAAAAAAAACCCUACCCUUGUUAUUUCUCCAUCCCUCUGAACUUCCGUGAGGUCUACGAUUUUUUUGAAAGAUGCGACUUCAUGACAGAGGAGUGACAUGCUACACAAAAGUCACACCAGGCUGGCACAGCUCAUUGACAGGAGCUGCAGUGAGAUGAACUGCAGUUUCUGUCCUGCAAGGGCAGCUGGUCAAUGCUCUCCCUGAGUUACUUCUCCUGGCAGUGAUUUGUUAGAGUUUUUGACAGUGAGGAAAACAGACUGUGGAUGAGCACAGGCUGGGACACAGCACAAUGCUGGUGCUGCCUUUUACAGCAGUGGUCCUUCCUCCCCUCUGCUCUCAUGAGGGAUAUGGGGAUAGCCUUGUCAAGCUAGAAGGAAAAAUCUGCUUUACACAAACCUUGCUCACAGUUCUGAUUCCUUCUCCCAAAAAGCAGUCAGGAAUGAUUUCAAAAGUAUCAGAAGUCCCACCUGUAAGUGUGACACAGCCACUUAAAGCAGUGGGUAUUCUGCCAGCCUGGGAGCAAAGAGCCUGGAGCUGAAACCUUGAAGGUGUGUGAGCUCAUCUCUGCUCCUUGCUACCAGAGGAGAGGACCCACCAGCUUCACAUGGAUUUUGCUGGCCUUGACUCAAAGUGCUUUUGAGAGUAAGGCUUCAUGCUUUGGGGACUUUUGCCCUUUCUCUCAAGGCCAGGUAAAGCGGUCAUGACUUAGAUGUCUGGACACAGACCUGCGGGGAGAUGAGGGGUGGAUUCUCUUUGGAAACAAGCAGAACAUUUAAUUUUGGCAAUGGAGUGCCUCAUCUGAGCACCGCAAGACCAAGUAAGCAGUCAGGAUACAAUAUGCAAAGAUUGCAGGACCUUUUCUCUGACUUACCAAGAAAACAAGGGAAAAGAAAGGGAAUUUUCCACCUCUCCUAGGUGGCUCCUGCUGAGCAUCCUCCUCUGUCUUCACAGCUCCUUAGGAGACAAUCUAUUCCUAACCACUGUUGUCCUUAACUGUAGCACACUUACAUAUCUCAUGUACAGCAUUUAAAUACAUUGUACAGUUUAAUCUAUUUUUUUAUUGUGUAUAUAAAAGCUUGUCUUUACGAGACGUGGUGCUAACAGAUAAGAGAUGGCAAGGUGAACCUCUACAUGUAAUUUUCCUUCCUGGAAACUUGGAGCAGAUGACAAGUACUUUCUGUUCCUUGCGUUCCUCACCAGGACGAACACCCAUCCUCCCUUCAGUAUGCUCUCCAUGCUGGGAGCCUACAGAUGAAGUCACCUUCCUAAGAAUCAUCCUGAGCUACAAGGAAGAAAUAAAAUAGAAGAACCAGAAAUACUAUUUACAGGGUUGGUGGUCUGGGGAAUAAGCAAGUUUUUGUUCACACAUUCUAAUUGUGGUACAUUGCUGGAAAAGAAAAACAAAUCUCUGUAAGACUUUAGGUGUCUGCAACAAUUUCAUCAAAACUCAGAGGCAAUGCCUUGAGAGAUGGCACUGAAUUCUGCUGAUGAGAGAGAACAUCCUGGUGAAGCAGAAAGGAAGAAAUGAAUGUGAACCACCAGGUUUUUCAAGCAGUAGCUGCAGAACAAUCUUCUGCCUGAUUUAUUCCCAAGCUUUCACUGACUUUAAAAUGUGACUGAAGCUCAGGCAUGGUGUGCAGUUCUCAGAAAUGAAGAUGCUGAAGCAGAGGAGCAUGAGAUUUGACUGACAAGGAAGGAAGAGGUCUGUAAUCCACCAAAAGUCUAUGUAAAGAUGAACAGAGCAGGAACUGUCUGAAUAUAUGCACUUAAAGAUACACUCACAAAAUUUAAAUAAGUGGUGGGGUUAAUGAGUGGAUCUCAUAUUUCUGCCUGCCUUGUGUUUAAAGUAAUUAAUCAAGAGCUGGUGUUGCCCAGUCCCUGGAGAAAGGGAAGGGAUCAGACAGAGAUGCUGCAGCAGUCAGAUGUGCAUGCAGACACCCUCCCAGGUAGGCUGGUAGGGAGGUCUCCACAUGCUCGGAAUGUGGAAAAAGGCAGAGCUUGGAAAGAGCAGCCAGAACACAUGGCUUUUAUCAACACUUAUGCUGGGUAUACAGGGGUGCUGCAAAUGGAGCCAAGAAAUUUUUCCCACCGUUUUUCUUCAUCCUUUGCUAAGACUGAAGGUUUGAUCUUUAUCAAGAAGUGUUUGCUCUAGCAGCACACAGAUUUCAGGGUAUUGGAAGAUUACAGUGUUUCUGGCAGAAAAUAAGAUGGUUAUAGUCAACACGAACAUUUCCUAUAUAUCAACUGGGUUUGCAAUUCUUUUUAAAAUCAAGUGCAGUUCCUUUUGUGGUCACUAAGUGGUGUCAGCUACAAGGAUAGUGUCUGCAAGCUCGUGGGAAGUUCUCCUGUUAAACUGUUGUUUUAAAAUUGUAGCAGAACUAAGAGGAGGACAUCAGCAAAGACUGUAAUGAAUCUUUUCAGAGGUCAUUUGCACCCUGCUAAGAGACUCUGCUGCAAAAGGACAUGCAGCAAAUCUUCAAUGGGUUGUGGGUUUCGGGGGGGUUUCUUUUCAGUUUUGAAAGUUCUGAGAGGCUGACAAUCAGAAAUUAAAUAUUUGCUUGUGAAUCUCCAUUUCAAGCUGGCAGUUUACUGUCUGGCUUGUUCCUGAGUCUUGGUCCAGAGUCUGUUGGAGCUGCUUAAUAGCUGUAAAAGGUCUGGCAAACCCCACAAGAACCAUUUUUACGUUGAUUUCACAUUUUGAUCAGGCCAGAAUGCCCUUCCAGAAAUUUUGCAUGAAAAUGCAACUAUGAAAAUAAGGAAAGGAAAACAAGAUACCUCAAAUGAAAAAGACAGUAGUAUGAAGCAACUGCAGUUUUGAAGACUGAUAGGAAUCAAUUAUUGAACCUACUCAAAAGCACAUCCAAAAUGUUUCUUUAGAGGCAUAUUGAUACCUGAGCUGUUUCUGUGUUCAGACUAAUUACCUCUUGGGAAGAGAAAAGGAACUGUAAAUGUGUAAGCACGUCUGAGAAUUUUUUGUGUAAAGUUAUGACUUGGGCCCGCUGGCUUCCCCCAAACUAUUUGCAUGAUUCAAGGCUGAUCUGUGCAGCCAUUCGACUGAAAGAAAACAUUUUAAUUGCAAUCGUGGUCAUUUGGAGUAGUAAGAACUUGCAAAAAUGUAAGCCACCUCAUCAGGAAGCAGAAACACGAAGCACAGUUUACCAGUAGAAGUUUGAUUAGCAAAUGAGGUGUCACUGGCUGUUUGCCCCACUAUGCGGUGUGUGAGCCACCCCUGGGCUGAGGGUUUGGCUGGUUUCGGCCAUAUGAUCACAACCCACAGAAAAAAGGGAAACACAGGAGUAACAAUGACAAAGCAAAAAUGCACAAAAACAAUGGCUCAAACCAGCUGUGUCACCUAUUUUAAUGUCAUCUCAAGUGAAGGUGGAGAGGAAGGCGUGUGCUUGUGGGACAGCAACCCUGUCUUUCCUAGGGACAGGCCUGGGGAGGGAUCAUGGACCUCUGGAGAUGGGGGCAACCUCAAUGGAAGAAAGGGGAGACCAAAGCUCUGCUUUUUCUCUGAGGCAACAUAUGACCUAGGUCCUGGAUCUGGCCCUUGGCUUGCUCUGGUCUCCUUAACUUAGAAAAAGAGUUGUGUUACAGCAACAUUAGCAGCUCCUGCAUGUCCACUGACUUACACGAAGGGUGCAGACCUCUAACUGGGUCCUCUGAGUUGGGGACAUUUGCACUUCUGAUUUCAGCAUGAUUACUGACCUGAACUCCUUUCCUAGAGCUCAGGUCAGGACCAGGGUGGCCUUCCAUCCUGCAACUCACAGGCACUGCUCAGCUGGCUUAGAAAUCUGUGUUUGCGUUUAGGCACUUGUGAAAACCCAACCUUAUGGAAGAGGUGCUUGUGAAAAACCCAUUCCCCCUGCCUGUCUAGCAGCCCAGCCGGGAAAUUGUCAGUUUCUGACUCUGACGUUUGUUGUCAUGUCCCCCAAAAAUUUUGUUAUUCAGCUGAUUGUCAGAGGGGCAGGAAGUUUUUAUGAGGUCCCUCUUACUGUAGUUGAAGGGUGUGGGAAUGUCCCUAGAGUAAGAGUGCAGUGAAUAAAAAGGGGGAAGUCACACUCGAGGCAUCAGUCGCUCUUUCGUCCCGCUGAGCGUACAGCUGAGAUGAUGAUGGUCGCUUGCCUGCUCCUCUCCAGCAUCUGGACCAUUACAUCAGCCUCUGUGCAGGUGAUGAACAGAAGAGUCCAGUCGGUCCAGGCAGGAGGAAACGUUACUUUUUCAUGCCAGUCAGUCACAAAAGAAGAUGUGAUACAGGUGACCUGGCAGAAGGAGACGGAUGGGCCUGAAGACAACAUAGCGACUUACAGUACAAUGAACGGCCAGAAGAUAGCCAAGGGCUAUGUCAGCCACGUGAGCUUCGCCCACAGCGAGUUACAAGCCUCGGCCAUCUCCCUCCAUGGAGUCACCCUCCAAGAUGAAGGAUGCUACAAAUGCAUCUUCAACACGUUUCCCUCGGGGGCUGUCACUGGCAGGAUGUGUCUCAAGGUUUACGCCAUCUUGGACCCCAAAGUGGAAGCUAAACUUAUACCCAAUCCAGAUAAAGCUGAGGACUCUGAGAAAGUGGUGGGGAUAAGCUGCUCAGCAACAGGGAAACCAGCUCCAAAAAUAACCUGGCACCUUCCCAGCAUCCUGCAGCAGAAGCCAAGGGAAUAUCACAUCAAGUUCAGCAACCAGACCGUGACUGUCAUCAGCAAUUUCACCCACACUCCCUCCAAAAUCCUCCAUGAGUACCCCAUUGCCUGUGUGAUCCAACACCCUUCUCUAAAUGCGACCCUGGUCCUGCCCACGGACAGCCUGGAGCAAGGUCCGGACAGCACCGUGGCACCCACUAUUGCCAUUGCAGUGGGAGUACUGGUCCCCCUGACUUCCCUCCUCCUUCUCACCUGUCUCCUCUGCCACUGCCUCAGGCACUCACAUGACCUGGAGAGAAACCCAGCCUGGCCAUGCUGGGUACUUCCUGCCUGUAGCAAGGCCAAGAAGUGCAGGCAGUAUGGAGCUGCAGGCAGGUGGGAUCCUGUGGUGUCCCCCAGCCCCAGUGCACCACUGAACACCUGAGAAACUACCCACACUACACAUGCAAGAGGGAAACUCUUACAACGGCACCUCAAGCUUCCAGGCAAACCUGCUGUGACUCUUUCCAAGAGUAAUACAGAAAAGGACAAUUUAUAAUAGAUAUUUAUUUAUUUUGUUACACUGUAAUAUUCCGUUUUGUAGGAAAAAAGAUGUAAAGUAUUUAUUUGAGAUUCA